GAGUAGUCCACCUGACAACGAUAGAGUAGCCUGCAUACAUAGAUAGAGUAAUACAAUCCAAACCUCGCUGAGAGACGAUAGGCUGUUUUCGCCUGGCAAUAACACGACAUCGGAAUACAUUCUCUCGGCGGACAACACAGGAUGUCGCAUAUAGGGUGCAUUUGAUGAUCCCUUCACUACUACGCUGAAGGAAGGAGUGCCACUCGUACGUGCUGGAAAGCCCUCUCUCUCGGUUGAGCUCCCAGGUGUACCCAGGCCAGGUGUGCUGCUGAGGAACAACCUGCAUGAAGGAGAUGGAGAGAAGGAAAGGAAGGACUGAGAAGUAGACGAAAUCACAUUAGGAGGGAGGUGGUGGCCUACGCAACUUUUUCAUAUACUUGCCACCAAUGCUGUUGUGAAUCUUGAGCAGGAAAGAGAGAGCGAGAACCCAAGACGGAGGCGAAGAGAAAGAGGAGCAUAGGCCCUCUCUGUGGACGAGGGGAGUUACAGGCCAUUUGCAGCACUGGAAGGCGGCACGGUUAGCAAUCCGUGGUGGGUGAGAGGGUGACCACUGAGAGAGAGAGACGGGGACUGACCGAGAGCCCGAGGGGUGGCGGAGGAGGGGGAGGGGGAGGCGACGGCCCAGGAGGACCGGGGAAGCUUAUCUCCCAUGGCGACUGACCCCGGCGAGCCCACGGCCACCGAGGACUCCUCGGAGAAACCUGAUGGAGGGAGGGAGGAGGAGGCGGAGCAGGGGGGCCGCGGGGUGGACGCAUCGGCGGCGGUCGCGGCCGCGGCGGCCCGGGAGCGAGAGCGCACGCGGAGCACCCCCUGCGACUUUCCCUCCUCCCAGACGCAGGAGAGGAGAGCGGGAGGAAGGGCCGCUGGAGGAGGAGAGGAGGACGGAGGAGACGCCGGGGCAGAUGGACCGGAGGCGCCCCGGAAUGCCCGCUCGCUUUCCUUCUCCACGCCCUCCUCCCCAACUGCCCUGCACCACCAGCACGCCCACCACCACCACCACCACCACCACCAGCAGAGCGGCCGGCUGAGGCGCGAGAACAAGCGUUUCUUCCGCAAGAGCGUCGAGAUCUGUGAGGAGGAGGACGAGCCGGAGGAGGCCGCGGCGGCAGCAGCAUCCGCCUCUGCGCCGGACACCCCGCAAAGUGCCCCCCACCUGCAGCUGCGCACCUCGGACUCCGUGUUCACCGCCACCGAUGCCCCCCAGCAGCAGCUUCCCGCCAGCGCCCAUGCGGCCCUUGGAGAGGAGGGUGCUCCCGACGGGGCAUCCCAGGACCCAGACAAGGCUGGCGGAGCAGCCCCGUCCACCCCCACACAACCAAAGGCCAAGGAGCGCGAGGAGCAAGAGGAGGAGGCCGAGAUGAAGGCUGUAGCCACCUCGCCCGGCGGACGCUUCCUGAAAUUCGACAUCGAGCUCGGCCGAGGGGCCUUCAAAACGGUCUACAAAGGCCUGGACACGGAGACCUGGGUGGAAGUGGCCUGGUGUGAACUCCAGGAUCGCAAGUUGACCAAGGCGGAGCAGCAGCGCUUCAAGGAGGAGGCGGAGAUGCUGAAGGGCCUGCAGCACCCCAACAUCGUGCGCUUCUACGAUUCCUGGGAGUCGGUUCUCCGCGGCAAAAAGUGCAUCGUCCUCGUCACCGAGCUCAUGACAUCAGGAACGCUAAAAACCUAUUUGAAGCGCUUUAAGGUGAUGAAGCCCAAGGUGCUGCGCAGCUGGUGCAGGCAGAUCCUGAAGGGCCUCCAUUUCCUGCACACACGCACGCCCCCCAUUGUGCACCGAGACCUCAAGUGCGACAACAUCUUCAUCACCGGGCCAACGGGCUCGGUGAAGAUCGGCGACCUCGGCCUGGCCACGCUCAUGCGCACCUCCUUUGCUAAGAGCGUCAUCGGCACCCCUGAGUUCAUGGCUCCUGAGAUGUAUGAGGAGCACUAUGAUGAGUCAGUGGAUGUCUACGCCUUUGGCAUGUGCAUGCUGGAGAUGGCCACCUCUGAGUAUCCAUACUCCGAGUGCCAGAAUGCUGCUCAAAUCUACCGCAAAGUCACCAGUGGUAUCAAACCAGCCAGUUUUGACAAGGUGAACGACCCAGAGAUUAAGGAAAUCAUCGAGGGCUGCAUUCGGCAGAACAGGACCGAGCGACUCUCUGUCAAGGACCUGCUGAACCACGCGUUCUUCGGUGAGGACACGGGAGUGCGGGUGGAGCUGGCGGAGGAGGACACAGGCUGCCAGGACUGCCUGGCGCUGCGCAUCUGGGUGGAGGAUCCCAAGAAGCUGAAGGGCAAGCACAAGGACAACGAGGCCAUCGAGUUCAGCUACGACCUGGAGAACGACAGCGCCGAGGAAGUGGCACUGGAAAUGGUGAAAUCGGGCUUCUUCCACGAGAGCGACGCCAAAGUGGUGAGCAAGUCCAUCCGCGACCGGGUCACUCUCAUCAAGAAGUCUCGCGAGCGGCGGCAGCAGCAGCAGCUCCUGCAACAACAACAACAGCAGCAGCAGCAGCAGCAACAGCAGCAACAGCCUGGUGUUCUGGAGGAGAGGAGAGACUCCACCUUCACCUCCUCGUCCUACUCCUGCUCCCACCCCUCUUGCCCCUCCUCCAUGGGCCCGGCGGCCGCGGCCAGCGCUGUGGGGGCCACCGGGGGCCACGCCGGGGAGGCAGAGGAGCUGCCAGAGGUGGACCAGCACGUCAGACAGCAGCAGCAGAUCCACAGCACUGCAUCUGGCCUAACAGAGGGGGAGAGCAUCUCUGCAGCAAGCUGUGAGUCCUUUACAAGUGGAACGAACCAAGUCCUGCUCCCACAGGGGGAGUCUGGGAGCCCAUACGCGCCUGCUCAGGCCAGCUACCCAUCGGCCCCAACUGCAGUGCAGAGUGCAGGGGUUCUGUCCCACCCCCAGAUGCUCCCUAUUGGUCAGAGCGGAGGGGAUCCAAACAUGCCUAUUGGCCAGAGUGGUGGAAUGUCUGGCAUGUCCAUUGGCCAAAGUGGUGGUGGGGCUCCAAACAUGCCAGUGGCUCAUAGUUUCAUUCAGCCAGUCACUAUGGCAACACAGGUCUCAUCAAGCGUACUGCAGCAGUAUCCCCAGUCCCUUCAGACAUACCCACCCAAUGUCACCCAAAUGCUUCCCUCUCAAUCCAUGGAGAGCACUACUCCACAUACCUCCAUAGUUCAGUCGCAGUCCUACAUCCCCCCUGUCUCACCCCAGGCCCCUAUGAGCAUACUCACUGCUCCCACGUCAGUUGGAGAUCCCACGGGAUCGGUAGGAGCAUUCCCACUCGCACAGCAAAAUCAGCCCGCACCUUUUCAGCAUGAAGCGCUGCCCCAGCAAACACAGCAAGCCAUAGUUCAGCAGCAACAGCAGGCGGCGUUGGAAGCCCCGACAGCCCUAUUGCAGCACCAGCCGACAAAUGUGAUAACGCAGCCUCAAGCUGUUCUGAUACAGCAACAGAUCGAGCAGACGCCGCAGCAAGGGGCUUCGCUGUCGCAGCCACUGCAUGCUAACGCGGGAAUACCACAGCAGGCUGAAGCACUUCUCAUUCCCCAGCAGGAGCAGCAGCCCAGCCACGGCUCAGCACAGCAGUCCUAUGUGCCACCUCUGCCACAGCAGCAGGUUCUGCCGCAAACAAUGGAGCCACAAACACAGCAAACCUACAUGCAGCCACACCCAGGGUUGCCACAGCAACAACCUGUGUUGCAGCAUACACAACAGCACCAUCCCCAGCAAGCCAUUUUGCAACAGCCAUCAAGUGAACAGCAGCAAUCCAUGAUUUUGCAACAUCAGAUAGAGCAGCAGCAGGUCUUUGUACCACCACAGCCUGAGCCACAAGGGCAGAUACAGCAGCAACCCACCCACCACCAACAGCAAGCUCUGCUACUGCAGCAACAGAUCGAACAGCAGCAUCAGCAGCAGGCCAUGCUACUACAGCAGCAACUUGAGCAACAGCAGCAGCAGCAAAGCUACCUGCAACAGCAACAACACCAACAGCAACAGAUAGAGCAACAACAGCAGCUGCUGCUACAGCAACAAAAGGCUCAGCUGCAGCAACAGAUAGAGCAACCACAGGUUCUGCUUCCACAGCAGAUUGAUCAACAACAGCAAGCUCUUCUACAGCAACAGCAGAUAGAGCAACAGCAAAAGCAGGCCUUAUUACAGCAGCAAAAGGAGCAACAGCAAGCCCUGUUACACCAACAGCAGUUAGAGCAACAGCAACAACAGGCAUUAUUGCAACAAAAGCUGGAACUGGAAAAACAGCAGCAACAGGCGAUGUUGCAACAGCAGCAGCAGCAUCAAAUCGAGCAACAACAGCAGGCUGCUCUGCAACAACAGCUAGAGCAGCAACAGCAACAACAAGCUUUAUUAAAGCAGCAGUUAGAGCAACAGCAGCAGGCUAUGUUACAACAACAGAGGGAACAACACCAACAGCAGCAGUUGGAGCUCCAGCAGCAGCAACAGCAGGCCUUACUGCAGCAGCAAAGAGAACAACAGAUCCAACAGCAAGUCCUGAUGCAGCAGCAGCAGCAGCAGGCUUUAUUCCAACAGCAAAAGCUUGAGCAACAGCAGGCUUUACUGAUGCAACAGCAGGCCGAGCCGCAACCACAGGUUUUGCUACAGCAGCAGCAGAUGGAGCAGGCUGCAGCUGUGGUCCAGCAUCACAGUGGACCCCAGCAUAUUGAGAAAAUCGACCCUGUGUCCGCACAACUCCCAAAUGAACAGCAGGUGAUGCAGCAGCAGAUAAGUCAGCAGCCAUCAUGUGUUGUCCAACAGCAGACAGCGGUGCCUCACCAGCUGCACUCAAGCCUCACUCAGCAGCAAAUAGAGCAGCAACAGCAGGCAUUGGGCCUGAUACAGCAACAGCAAGCUCUGCUCUCCCAGCAGCAGCAGCAGCAUAGAGGCUCCGUGGUGGAGGCUCAGAUCUCUGGCAUUGUUCAAGCAGCCCCAGCAGAGGUCACAGCUCAAGUCCCAGGACAGGUUCAGGCUGCAGCUCACAUUCAACCGCAGGUUCCACUCCAGGCUGCUGUCCAGCCUCAAAUCCAUCCGGUACCAAUCCAGAGCCACGGGGAGAUCCACCUUCAGAACCAAGGGCACACCAUCUCGCAAGUGCAGCCGCAGGCAUUUAUACCAACCCAGAUGCAAGCAGCCUCUCAACCAAUGGCUCAGCCUCAAGUGAGCCAGCCCCAGGUUCUCCUCCAGUCUACCCAAGUGCAGGCCCCCAUGCCGACCCAGGUAGCACUGCAGCCACAGAUACAAGCUCAAGCAUUUGCUCAGACCCAUGCAGCCCCUCCGAUGCAGCCUCAGGGACAGGUGUUGCCAGUCCCUGCUCAAAUUUUGUCCGUGGCACCUAUGCCAGGGCCCAUCCAACUUGACCAGACAGUGGCCCCCAGUGUGUCGAUGCCCACACCAAUACAAACACAACAACAGGCCCCUGUUGCAACAUUGCCAUCACAGUACGCCCAAGCAGCGCAGCCAGUGCAAUCAGCAAUGCAGUCAGUCCAAUCAGACCUCACCCAAUCCAUGCUACAACAACCGGUGAUGCAGUACCAACAAAUGAUGCUGUCUCCAGGGGCGAUCGCUGCUGUUGUCACGACAGCACCCACAGUCGGCCCUGCUUCCAUAAGCACAACGCAACAAUUUGCACAGCAGGGUAGUCAGACACACAUCCAGAGCCAGGUACAGCCGCAGCACGUCAUCCAAGCCCAGCAUCAGCCCCUGAACACAGGCAUGCCCUCAGUGGCGCAGCCCCUGCCUCCGGUACAGCCCAUGGCAACACAGCAGUAUGAGCCUCCACAGCAGCUGCAGCCAGCUCCACAGGUCCCGCAGCAGCAGCAGCAGAUACUUCAGACGGCUUCAGCAGCGCAGCCUUUCAUGCAGCAGCAAAGCAUCCCCACGCAGCAUGCUGUGGUUCCCCAAGAGCUCCCCUGUCAGCCCCAGCCCCCUCCCCAGCCAACACCCCAGCCCUCUACCCAGCCAACGCCCCAGCCCUCUACACAGCCAACGCCCCAUCCCUCUACACAGCCAAUGCCCCAGCCCCCUACACAGCCCCUGGCCCAUCCCAGAGUUCUCCCUCUGUAUAGUCAGGUUGUUGCAGGCGCUCAACCACCAUCCCCUCAACACCAUGUCCCCCAGGCCACUCUGCCUGCCCACACGCACACUCAGACCAGCGGUCAGACCCAGACCCACACCCACACCCAGACCCACUCCCACUUCCACACGCAGACGCUCGUGGAGCCAGGAGCGGGAUCCGAGCAGCCUCUUUAUCCACACACGGCCUUCCCGCCUCAGCAGUUACCCCAGAGUCCAUCUCGUGCCACCGCUUAUCUCCCCACCACUCUGCCGGCCCCUCACCCUGCUGUCCCUGCCCCCGAGUGCCCUGGCCAAGCUGAGGUACCCACGGCCCAGCUGGCGGUGACUGACGUGGUCCCCACAUCCCCAACUUCUGCCACUGCUUUCCAGACCCUCGGCUCUAACGGUCCCUCGCUGCCCCCAACCUCUCUAGCAGAAUGUGACCCCGCUCUGCUGGGUAUUGCUCAGGAGAGUCAAGGCCAGUUUGUCAACAAACAUACAUCAUCUGGCUCUGCCCCGGCCAAUGGAGAAGAAUCUCAACUGUUGUGGGCCAAUGGAAAACUGGUUGAUAGGUUGAAGGCACAGAGGAGAUCAUCCUAUCAGAGGACAGACAAGACGACUCAUUUCCAGCUAACCAUGAUGCAGGUGUCCAACACUGGAGACAACUUGGUGGAAUGCCAGCUGGAGACUCACAGUAACAAAAUGGUCACCUUCAAGUUUGACGCUGAGGGUGACGCACCAGAAGAUAUUGCAGAUUACAUGGUGGAGGAGGACUUUGUCCUUGAAUCGGAGAAGGUGAAAUUUGUUGAGGACCUAAGGACCAUAGUAAAGAAAGCUCUGGAAAUCCUUCCAACUCAGUCACAGACAGGGUCAAUGGAACAGCUGCAUGUGAGCACCCCAGGAGGUUCAUCAAUGGAUUCCGCCCCACAAGCAUCUCCAGUGGGCCGCUGGCGAUUCUUCAUCAACCAGACAAUCCGGCAGCGGGACUCUCAGUCAAACCAGGGAGCCUCCACGCCGCCCCCAUGUGGAGAGAGCCGGUCCCUACAGACUGUCGAGUCUGACAAAGAUCGCGAGGGAUCGCAGCGGUCCGAGUCCUUCUCUGGGAUAGCCUCCCCUCCCUGCCCUGUGCUGUCUGCCUCCUCCCCUCCGAUCUCCACCAUGUCUGCCCCUGCCUCUAUAUCUGCCCCUGCCUCUAUAUCUGCCCCAGCCACUGCCGCCCCUGCUCCUGACACUACUGCCUCGGACUCGAUCUCUGCCCCAGCUUCUGCAGUAGUUCACCACCUCCCCCCAGCCUCUGCUGCCUGCGACACGCCAGCUGUCCUCCCCGUAGCCGUACCUGACCAGGCCUCCGGUAGCACGAGCUUAGCCCGCGUGCCCGCCGCUGUCCUGCCUGGCCAGAUCAUAGUCCCGGUCAGUGCCCCUCUGUCUGCUGCUGAGGCUGUGGUCACUCCUGCCUCCAGCAUAGGCUCGUCCAUCGGGCUCGGGGUGGCCGAAGCCCCCCUAGGGCAGUGCAUGUCCGAGGGGGAGCAGCGUACGUCGCUGUCCUCCUCCUCCAGUCAUGCUCCUUCUCCAGCUCCCCCGGUCAGCCACGCUGGCCUCCCGCCAGAGCGAGCGCAAGCCCUUCCGCAGGGGCCAGCUGUUCAGCCAGUCCAGCUCCCUGUGGCGGCACUGGAGCCGACUCCUUACGCUCAGCAGGCAGCGCUGCAGCUUCAAAUGCAACAGCAGCUUCUAUUACAGCAACAGGUCCUGCAGCAGCAGCAGCAGCAGCAACAGACAAUCCAGCAGCCUCUCCCAGCCCAGACCCAGCCCCAGCCCCAGCCCCAGCCUGCUCUCACAGGGCAGGUAAAGCCUGCUGUGGCACAGGAGCUCAAGCCACAGUACACCCCGCCCUUACAGAUGCAGCAGCCUCUGUUGCAGAAAGUGCAGCAGCAGCAGCAGCAGCAGCAGCAGCAAGUGGUCCUGCAGCCAGGCCCGCUAGCCCAGCCACAGCCACAGCUGCAGCAGGCCCCCCCUGAGCAGCUGCAGUCCCUUCAGCAGCAGCAGCAGCAGCAGCAGCAGCAGGCGGUGCAGCUUCCGCCCCAGCCGCAGCUCCUACAGCAGCGGGUUCAGCCCAGCGCAGAGCAGCUGCAAGCGCAGGCGCAGGCGCAGGCUCAGCUCCAGCAGCCUCUUGUGCAGCCGCAGGCGCAGAUGCAGCAGUUUGUUCCAGAGCUGCAGCAACAGCAGCAGCAGCAGCAGCAGCAGCAGCUCAGGCCACAAAUUCAGCAGCCCCCCGUUCAGCAGCCGCUGCCCCUAGAGCAGACCCCCCAGCAUACAGUCCAGGCCCAGCUGCCACUGUCCCAGCCCUCACCCCUAGAGCAGCAGCAGCAGCAGCCCAUGCCGCAGCCCGUGCCUCCAGCCCCCCAGCCUCUACAGAAGCAGCCCUCCUUCCAGCAGUCCGAGUCGGAGCUCUCCACAGGCGAGGCCAGCGUUACCGAUGACCCCUCGGGCUACCAGCACGCGCCCCAGGUGCCGCCCUCGUCCUCCGACGCCUCUCUGCCCCAGCUGCCCCUCAGCUCGUCUGAGGCCGCUCCGCUCCCGGCGCUGACCCACACGCUCACCCCUUCCCCCGCCCAGCCGUCCUCGGUAGCCGAGUCCGACAGCGAAGGGCCGCCCAAAAUCGAGUUUGUGGACAACCGCAUAAAGACCCUGGACGAGAAGCUGAGGAACCUGUUGUAUCAGGAGUACAGUGGUGGCGGCGGCGGAGGGGCGGCGCCCGGUGGAGUUGGGGGCGGAGCCUCCGCAGGCUCCUCUGCUGUCCCCGGCAACGCCUCCUCCUCGUCGACCGGAGCGGCGGCGCUCUCGGCCUCGGCGGGUGGGGAGGAGUCGUCGGAGCCCCAUUCGCUCCCCGCCGUCGCUCCCUCCUCCUCCUCCUACCCCCCAGCCUCCUCCUCCUCUGACACCUCCCCUCACUCCUCCACCUCCAGCACCUCCUCCACCACCCCGCGCUCCUCCUCCACCUCCCCUGACCUGGACAGGGCCCGCCACGCGGACCGAGCUCAGCAGGCCCUGGCCAGCCCUCCUGCUUCCGCUGCCGUUGCCCCUGUGGAGCACCAGCCUGCCCCCUCCUUCUCCUCCUCCUCCUCCACCCCUCCCUGCUCCCUCCUGUCUCCCCCACAUGGACAGGCAGCUGUGCCUCCUCCAAGUGAACCCAAAGUUCCCGCUGCCCCCCCCCUCUCUGACAGGAGUGCUUCGGGAGACGUCUCGUGGCCCCCGGCCCCCGCGCCGCCGCAGAUCCCCAUCGGCCCCGGAGCCCCGUCGCAGCACAAUGCAGGAGGUGGAUAUUUUGGCCUAAACCUGACAUGUCCUAGUAUCAGAAAUCCCGUUAGCAAGAAAUCCUGGACUCGCAAAUUCAAAAGCUGGGCGUGCAAACUGCGCCACUCCGCCAGCUUGUUCAAGAAGCCCAGAGUCCAGCAAGAUGGGAACUCCAGCAGUCCGGCUGCGAAGGAGGAGAGAGAGAGCGUUGGCAAGGUCCCGCAGCAGUCGUGGCGCGGGCGUUUCCAGGUCACUCCAGUACCCCAGGCCUCUGAACCCUCUCCCCCCAGCACUACUCCUGCCAGCCAGGGCAGCAGGCACAGGAAAGUGGGGCGCUUCUCCGUCACCCAGGCCGAGGCCAAGGCCGAGCGCCAGACGGACAGCUCGCCGGUCUCUCCUGACCUGGAGCUCGGCGAGAGGAGGAGGGCAAAGAGCGAGAGGGACGAGGGCAAGAGGACGCCCGUGCCCCCUCACCACCAGGCCCGAGUGCACGCCCACUCGCCACUGGUCAGCAGCGACGAAGAGAGCGAGCUGGAGGACGAGGAGCUGCGGAGAGAGCUACACAAGCUCCGAGAAAAGCACAUCAAAGAGGUGGUGUCCCUGCAGGCGCAGCAGAACCGUGAGCUGCAGGACCUCUACAGGCAGCUGCGCUCCCUCAAAGACAGCCCCCAGCCUCUGCCGCUGGCGCGCACCCCGCCACUGCCCUCCUCGCUGCCCCCCGCCAUCUCCCCACGCCGGCCCCGGCCGGCCAAGACCAAGCUGCGGACCAGACCCCACUCCCACCUGGACAACAACGGGGUUACACACGCUGGCAUCCAACAGUCCAGUAGUUUCUCGGCCGGGGAGCAGGGCCAGCUUGCUCCGGCCCAGAGCCCAGCCAAUAAGAAGAGCACAUUUACAGAUGAGUUGCACAAGCUGGUAGACGAUUGGACGAAAGAGACGGUGGGCGUCGCCCAACCCAAACCCUCGCUCAAUCAGAUCAAACAGAUCCAGCAGGAGCAAGAAUUAGGUGGCUGGAAUCAACCUACCGAGAUUCAGCAGGCUGCCCCACCAGGCUGGUUCUCCGUGACCCCCCUGAGCCCGCAGCCAGUUGCACCCAGCGCAGGCCUCCCCACCAUGGCCCCCUCCCAGUACCCCAGCGCGGGCCACCUCCCGCCCCAGGCCCCACCCCAGCCGCCGGCGCCGCCCCACGUGCCCCUGGUGGCCCCCCUACAGCUCCCCCCGCCAGGCCUCCACCUGCCGCCGUUGCAGCCGCUGCCCUUCCAGCCGCCGGCGCCCGCGCCGCUCCACCCGCUCCACCUGCAGCUGCGCCCCGGCCCUGUGGCCCUGGGCCAGCCCCCGCUCCCCAUCGCGCCCCUGCAGAUGCCACCCCCCGCACAGAUGCCACCCCAGAUGCCACCCCAGAUGCCUGCCUUACCCACCGGUGUGCCCGCCAGCAGGCCGCCGCCGCCGCCGGGCCCCUGCUGCUCCACCACCACCCCCUCCACUCAGACCUCUGUGGCUGCGCCGCUGAUGCCUGGCACGGGCGCCCCCUCGGCCGCCGCCACUGUCGUCAGCGCCGCGGCCACCUCCGCUGCCGGGGCGCCUCCGGUCGGCGGCCUGGCCCCGGCGCCAGCCUUCUGCUCCUGCGUCUCCUCCUCGCCCUCCCCCUGCUCCUCCUCCUCGUGCUCCUCCUCCGCUUUGCCUUCCAGUGCCAAAUUACACCCUACACCCCCCAACUCCACCCUCCCACUGGGACAACAGUGAACACGUGACAAACAGGGAAAAGUGAAGGAGGGAAGUCCAAGUGGGACACAAGCAUGUGGUUGAGAUGGAGAGAGGUAGAUGUCAAUGGCCACAUAGGGUGGAGGUCGAGAGGUCAACAAAAAUGAUUUUGUGUCAAGGUCUUAUUUUUCAUGAAGAAUACUGAGAAAACAAAAAAGAUCCCUAUGGAUAACUUCAGUGAAAAGUCAAAAGAAUGUGAGAAGCUGAAGGUGCUUAAUCUAGUGUACAGAAUGUACAGAUUGGUGGAAAUGCAAGGGACAGUUAUGAGUGUUGCUGUGCACGGGUGUUGGGGUGUAUAAAUUAUGUAGUGUGUGUGUGUGUGUCUGUGUGUGUGUGUGUUCACCUUUUUUCUCCCUAAUACAUAUCCUUUUUCUGUGACUUUGGCACUGUCAAGUUUUACAGCCAACCUAGUUGGACCUAAGCUCUCUCAAGAUGUGAAGGAGAUGAGAUGUUUGACAUAAAUUAAUAUUCGCUUUUUUGUUGUUGUUUUUAAUUUAUCAACGCUUCUAAGGACUAUUUGAAUUCUGAGGAAAAAAAAGUGCAAUUAGUACCUGUUCUCUGAACCCAUUUUUUCUGUGUUGUUGUGAUGUGUGUCUGUGUGUCAGAGGAAAAUAUUUUCGGUACAGCCUAAGCACGGAUACAACAACCAGAUGUUAACUAGCAAAGCCGGCAUCAUCAGCGUCAAUAGCACAAACAGUCUCGUCAGACUGUGAGAUAUUACAACAGUCGCAACAGCAGCAUGUCACCGCGCCAGCAUGGUAAUAUUACCUGGCAACCAUCACUAGCUACUGUAACUAGCCCAACCCCAAACACUGUUGUACAGUGCUGUGCACGGACAAGGCAUGUGACUCGUAUUAUAUUUUGCAUUGAUAAAUAGAGGUAACCUUUUAGAUUAGGUUAGGAUGGAUUUACAUUUUUUUGAUAAAAUAACAAAAAACAGCUGUCAACAAUCUUAAGUUUUAAGUCAAUCCAGUACAUUGUAAUAGGCUCAGCGUGAAUAUCCUCUUUCUUCAACUGACUUUAAAUUAAUGUGAUUGCAGAUGAUACUUCCUUUCUCUGAUUUCAGAUCAUUUUUUUCAACAGACAAAGUUUACAGAUUAACAUAGAUUCCAUUGUUUUGGAAUUCAAAAUGAGAGUUUUAUUUGAGCACUUUCCCAAUAUGACAUACUGUAGGUAAACUUACGUGAAAUCAGAAUUGCACAUCCAUACAAAAUCUGACUCAACUGUGGUGAUGAGUCAGUCCGAUAAAUCAGUCUGCAUAUUCAUUAGGCAAAAGGUAUUUUCUUCCACAAAUGAAACAUUUCAUUUCAUGUCGUGACAUGGGUGAAGGAGAGAUUAAUAAAACUGCCAAGUGGAUUUAAAAAAGGGGGAACCAUUGACAUGGGCUAUCCCUAUAUUGCCUUUUAGAGUUACUACAUUGAAGAUGUAUUUUUUUCUUUUGUGUGAUAAAGUUACUGUAUGUAUGUACUAUUGUACUGCAUUACUUCUAUCGCCAUGGUAAUCACCACAGCAACCAGCCUCCCAGUAACGCACAGCAGCACCAGACACUGUGUCACAUCCUUGUUUACACCCCGUCUGCUUCUGUCAAUCUUUCGCAAAGAGAACCCAGACAAAGUGCACAACAGGACAACAGCUCAAGACGGGCCACACAUACACAUGACCUGUGCACAGACAGACCGGUGCUGUGGUCAAAGGAAGCAAUGCCUGUCAAACAGAGAUGAAGCUUACCUACCCCAAGCGUGCUUGUGAAUGUUUAAAUAAUUGAAUUGGAAUGAUGAAAAAAAUGUCAGAUUUGCAAUCUAGCGGAGGCCCCUCUAUAUGUGUGCAUUUGGUUCUUAUGAAGCUGUUCAGAGAGAAUGAUGAGUCUGAUGAAGAGAGGUUGCCUGUCAAACAGUAUGUUUUGUGUCAUGUGCUAAGAAAGUGCUCAGAGAGAGGAAGUGAGAGAUUUUAUGUGUGUGAAAGAGAGAGUGAGAAGGAGAGAGAGAGAGAUAAGUGCAUUCGAUUCGUUAUUGUGGAGCCAUCCAGUCCGUGGUAAUGCUUGAGCCUGUGGAUGUUUAUCCAGAAAAAAAGAUAAAGAGAAACCUUAUGAGUACCGAGGCUUUUAACUUUUUUCAGUAUAUCAGUGUUGGAUUUUUUUCUUCAACAAAACAACCUACAUUUCUACAGUAAACUAUGGCACAUUGUGAGUGGUGGUAAGCUACUGUGCUGUCGAGUCAAACACUAACCGGUUGACCACGUCAAUGCUUUGCUAUUUACGACAGAGGAAGUCGGAACUCACCCUAUCCUGAAGUGUUACCAAAAUGUAAUCUAAAAAGAGAAGCAUUAUUUUUGUAUUUUGAAAUGGGGUUGUAAAAAAUGUAAAAUUGUGUACUGAUGAUCAGUGUUGCAAAAAGCUGAGGUUAUCUGGCACUUUGAAGACAUUGGUUCUCAACCAUGAUGAUGGGGCUUCCCUUGGAUACAUAGCAAAAGUGCUUUCAACUUUGAGCCAUUUCAGUGUGAAAAUUCCCAGUUUAACUGUGAGAGGAACAAUUUUAAUUCAGUUCGAGAAAUCAUGGAAGGACAUUAGCAUUUCUCUCACAUAUUUAGCAUUUAAAUCUUCUGAUUGUUGUGCCAAGGGGACCCCAGAGGUACUUGUGUGAGCUCCAAUGAUUCAAGGUUAUUUGAACAAAAUACAUCUAGAUGACUAAAAAUUUUAUUGCUGGUGAUUUAGCCACUGUACAAUUGUAACUAAUUCAAUUGUUGAUUUUAUUUAUGUUUUGUAACUAAUCAAAAUAAAAGAUGGUGUAAAACAUU
This is a messenger RNA of Alosa sapidissima (American shad), 13900 nucleotides long. RefSeq names its product serine/threonine-protein kinase WNK2 (gene wnk3). NCBI's taxonomy places the organism in Eukaryota, Metazoa, Chordata, Actinopteri, Clupeiformes, Clupeidae. The transcript is spliced from 24 exons. The record is from RefSeq and is a predicted model, not a curated record. Gene Ontology annotation, cellular component: cytoplasm; cytosol. Gene Ontology annotation, biological process: protein phosphorylation; positive regulation of potassium ion import across plasma membrane; intracellular signal transduction. Bases 650 to 11089 code for a protein of 3479 amino acids. Gene Ontology annotation, molecular function: potassium channel inhibitor activity; chloride channel inhibitor activity; ATP binding.